This is a messenger RNA of Pangasianodon hypophthalmus (striped catfish), 905 nucleotides long. Its product is annotated as cytochrome c iso-1/iso-2. NCBI's taxonomy places the organism in Eukaryota, Metazoa, Chordata, Actinopteri, Siluriformes, Pangasiidae. Bases 163 to 477 code for a protein of 104 amino acids. The transcript has 3 exons. Gene Ontology annotation, molecular function: heme binding; electron transfer activity. Gene Ontology annotation, cellular component: mitochondrial intermembrane space. The record is from RefSeq and is a predicted model, not a curated record. Gene Ontology annotation, biological process: mitochondrial electron transport, ubiquinol to cytochrome c; mitochondrial electron transport, cytochrome c to oxygen.
GUCUACGUCAGCACGUAAGCGCUUGGCGGUGCGUAGUGACGUCAUUUUUACGAGCCUCUAAUACCUAGUGACCUUCCUCAGCGCUCGUGCAGAACAGCGUCCGGUGUCCGCGAGGUAAUAAACCGCUUCGAGAGAACAAUCUCGCCUGUUUAAAAGGCCACUAUGGGUGACGUUGAAAAGGGAAAGAAGGUCUUCGUCCAGAAGUGCGCCCAGUGCCACACAGUCGAGAACGGCGGCAAGCACAAGGUCGGGCCCAAUCUUUGGGGUCUGUUUGGACGUAAGACGGGCCAGGCAGAGGGCUUUUCCUACACAGAUGCCAACAAGAGCAAAGGUGUUAUUUGGAAUGAGGAGACUCUGAUGGAGUACUUGGAGAACCCCAAGAAAUACAUUCCUGGCACGAAGAUGAUCUUCGCCGGCAUCAAGAAGAAGGGCGAGCGCGCAGACCUUAUCGCAUAUUUGAAGUCUGCCACAUCGUAACGCUGUUCUAUCCAUAGAGAGAUAUUUAAAUUAGACAUCUGUAAUGUUGUUUUUUGUUUUUUUUUUUGUCUUUUAACAAUACCUACCUGAACAAUUUAAUACAUCACUAAACAUCAUGGACUGUUGAAUUCUGGGUAUAGGGUCAUGGCGCGCUGCUGAUGGCCGACUGUUUCAGCAACGCGGGUUCUCGUUAUGUCUUUCUGUCCUGGUUUUCACAGGAGCUGUGGUCUGAUUAAUUUAAACGUAAUGUCUGUUUAUGGAUUGAGAUGCACUGCGAAUGUCGAUGUGUUUAGCGGUUGCCAUGGUAACCAUGUACCAGAUGAAAUUAAAACCCAGUUGAUAAAAGUGAAAAAUCUUUUCCUUCUUCUGCUUUAUGCAUGCUUCUAUAGAGAACUUCUACAAUAAAAGGGAUCCCACUUAUCUGUAAA